CCGGCUCAGUCUGGGAGCAGCGGGCCGUCCCCCCCGCGCCCUCUGAGCUGCUCGCCUUCGCUCCCUGCAGCGGGUUGGGCUGGCCCCGUCCCGUUCCCCGCAGCCCAGCAGGCGGGCGGGAGGGAGAGAGGGAGGGGGCGGCAGCAGCCCCGCUCGCACCCGGCUCCCGGGGCUGCACCGGGCGGGUGGCUGCCGGUGGGACGAGCUCCGGAGGGUUAAAACGCUGGGAAGGUGAUAAUAACUCUGCGCUGGGAUGGGGUGCAAUUGGCAUUUGCCUGCACGUGACCUGCCAAGCUCCGGGUGACAGGUACCGGGGCUCCUAAUGAAUUUCCCAAAGGCUUGGAUCUGAACGCCGCCGUCGCCACUCUCGUCCCGGGGCUGCCGCCGGCUGCCCAGCUCCUCUCCAUCCUCCCCCAGGUCUCCAAUGGAAGCAGCGUGCAACAGGUCAGUUCUGCUACAGGAGCCCGAGGUGGCCGUUUAUUUCACUCCUUCUUCCCCGCGCUGCUUCUGAAAGGCUGGAGCAAAGGGUAGGAGCGGGCGGUCCCCGGGCACGGGGAUGGGAAGCGGGACCAGUCAGCGCUGCCACGCCGAGUCUCAGGCAUCCUCCGCAGCCCAUCCCCGGGGCGGCCGACCGCCAGCCUGCCCUGCCGCGACGGGCACGAAGGUCCGGGAGGAGCAUGGCCCUCGAAAGGCUCGGGGAAGCCCUGGGCAGCAUCCCCCCCUUGCAAAGGUCACUCCUGCUUCUGCUCUGCCUGCUCGCCGCCAUCCAACUGGGCAAGUUCCUCCUGCAGCAGCAGCAGCGCCGGCGGCAGGGCCAGAGCCGGGCGCCGCCAGGCCCUUUCCCCUGGCCCCUGAUCGGCAAUGCGGCGCAGCUAGGCAGCGCUCCGCACCUCUCCUUCGCCCGCCUGGCCAGCACCUACGGCGCCGUGUUCCAGCUGCGCCUGGGGCGCUGGCCCGUGGUGGUGCUGAACGGGGAGCGCGCCAUCCGCCAGGCCCUCGUCCGCCAGGGGGCCGCCUUCGCCGGCCGCCCGCCCUUCCCGUCCUUCCAGCUGGUGUCGGGCGGGCUCAGCCUGGCCUUCGGCGGCUACUCGGAGCUGUGGAAGCUGCACCGGCGGGCGGCGCACGCCACGGUGCGCGCCUUCUCCACGGGCAGCCCCGCCACCCGCCGCCUGCUCGAGCGGCACCUGGUGGGCGAGGCGCGGGCUCUGGUGGCGCUGCUGGUGCGCGGCAGCGCCGGCGGCGCCUUCCUCGACCCCUCGCGCGUCCUGGUGGUGGCCGUGGCCAACGUGAUGAGCGCCCUGUGCUUCGGCCGCCGCUACAGCCACGGCGACGGCGAGUUCCUGCGCAUCGUGGGGCGCAACGAGCAGUUCGGGCGGGCGGUGGGCGCCGGCAGCCUGGUGGACGCGCUGCCCUGGCUCCAGCGCUUCCCCAGCCCCAUCCGCGCCGCCUACCGCGCCUUCCGCGACCUCAACCGCGACUUUUACGGCUUCGUCCGCGGCAAGUUCCUGCAGCACCAGCGCAGCCUGCGCCCGGGGGCCGCCCCCCGCGACAUGAUGGACGCCUUCAUCCACCUGCAGCGGGAGCAGCCGCGGCUGCAGCUGGAGCACGUGCCCGCCACCGUCACCGACAUCUUCGGCGCCAGCCAGGACACCCUCUCCACGGCCCUGCAGUGGCUCCUCAUCUUCCUCAUCAGGUAUCCGAAAGUGCAGGCUAAAAUGCAAGAAGAAGUGGAUAGGAUUGUCGGAAGAGACCGUCUGCCAUGUGUUGAAGAUCAGCCUCACUUGCCCUACAUCAUGGCUUUCUUGUACGAAUCCAUGCGUUUCAGCAGUUUUGUGCCUGUUACUAUCCCACAUGCCACCACGACCAACACCUUCAUAAUGGGCUACCUCAUUCCCAAGGACACUGUCAUUUUUGUAAAUCAGUGGUCAGUGAAUCAUGAUCCAGCAAAAUGGUCCAACCCUGAGGAUUUUGAUCCAACAAGAUUCCUGGAUGAGAAUGGAUUCAUCAAUAAAGAUCUUACUAGUAGUGUGAUGAUUUUCUCGUUAGGAAAACGUCGGUGUAUUGGAGAGGAGUUAUCCAAGGUGCAGCUCUUUCUCUUUACCUCUAUACUGGUGCAUCAGUGCAAUUUUACUGCUAAUCCAAAUGAGGACCCUAAAAUGGACUUUACCUAUGGGCUGACCAUUAAACCUAAGCCAUUUACCUUGAAUGUUACACUAAGAGAUACUAUGGAUUUGCUUGAUCAGGCUGUCCAAAGACUGCAAGCAGAGAAAGUAGCCAAUGAAAAUCAGCUGUCAGCAAAUGCCUAAACAAUAAACCUUGCAUCUACAGAUAAUCCCUCUUUCUCUUUUUAGACUUAUAUGACUUACAGUUUGUUCUGGUGAUCUUUUUGGAACAUAGCCAAUAUUACAAGUUGUAAGAGCAGGAAGGAAAGCUGCACAAGGUAUAAUUCAGUCCUCUUUUUAGUUCUAGAAGGAGAGCCAGGGGAACAAUUUAAUAUAUUAAAUAAUAAAACAUAUGCAAUUUGAAAGUAAACCUUUUCUUUUCUAGCUUGUUCACAGAAGUUGCCAUUGUAAAGUGCUUUUUAUCUACUGACUGGUUGGAGCACCUCCAGGAACUCUCUCUACAAUCCUUGCUAUGUCUCCAUGUGCUAUGCCUUAACUCUAGGUUUGCCUUCAGUGACUCCGCAUCCCAAAGUGAAAUUUCUUAUUCAAAAACAAAGAAAAGAAAAAAUUAAAAAAAAGAAAGGGUUGUUUAGAACACUGCAGCCUGCCUCUGAAUUCCCUCUACUGGAAACUGCCAUGCUCCUGUGUUGUGACUGCUGGGAUGUCCAUUAAUGCCUCAAUAAUAAGUGUUCAAGUGAUUUUUGGUAAAAUGACAAUGUAAAGUCUAGCCUUCAGCAUUCCAAAGUGUUUACAUAAAUGACUAAAAAAAUAAAAGCCUUCCUUAUAAGCACAGCUGAAAAUAAAAUUUAUGUUUUAUAUGAACAUGAACAGAAUGUCCUACUACAGUAACUUUUCACUAAGUUUUGAAAGAUCAGAAUUUCUAUGCCACUGAAUGGCAAGUGAGAUACAAAUCAUAUGCUAAUAUGUUCAUUAGCAUGUUCAUGAACAAAAUAGAUAUUUGAAUUAGAUUGAUAAAGGUAUAGUUGAACUUUUUAUUUAUCUAGGAAAGAGUAUCACAUAAUAAGCACAUAAGUAAGUCCAGUAAAAACCACAUCGGCCAAGGGAUUUAGAGGUGAGAAUAUGGGGGGGUCAUAUUCAAACAUUCAUACCACAAGUCUCAAGUAAAGCAUACAGCAAAUAAAACCCAUGUUCACUAGUCAUUCUAGUAGGUUUAGUUAAAUGGUAUAUCUGAAAAUUAACUGUGUACUUUUAGUACACUUUGCUUGGAACAAAGUCUCAGAAGGAAAUGUAGUGUUACAUGUCCUAAUUAAUGUACCCAUUAACUGAAGAAAGAGUACUUUUAAAAUAUUAGUGAGGCAAAGUUCAUAAAAUUUUAAAAAACCACCUAACCUAUUAUUUGAAAGUAAAAAACGUGUGAAACUUUAUAGCCUUAAACCUCUGGCUAAUAUUUGUAUACACAAAGCUGCACAUAUUUCUCUAAAAAGCAAACAAUCCAAUGUAUAUGCCUGAUUUGAAAAGUGUUGGGCAGGCAUUGCAAAUCACCUUCAAUUACAUAUGAAAUCAAUCCGAAAUGAGAGUACCUCACGUGACUUGCUAUGUUCAGCUGAGUACUAAAUAAGGUAUUAGUAGAGCUAGAAAAAUAAGGGUACAAUGCUACACAGUAAAGUAGCUCUGCUAAGCAAGUAAGGAUUUGCACUGUCUUUUAAUAGAUGGCCAGUCUUAGUCACGUUGGCAGCAGUGACUGAACUCAUACUAACAUUGGGAAGAGCUAGGUUAAUGACACAAUCCAGAUCUUAGCUUCACUACUGAUUUUAAAAACCUGAAUCAAGCCUAAAAGUACUGCUCUGUAACCCCCCAGAGUGAUGUACCUGCUUAAAGUCUCUGACUUCAUAUGGCAUCUAUCAUCUUUUUUUUUUAUAGUUAAAAGAAGCUUUCUGUUACAUACACAAGGAGUAACCUCAGGUGUUUUUCUGAAUUACGUACAAGUUUGUGAUAUCCCAGAACUUAGCCUAUACCUGUGAAAAGCUUUAUAAAAUACUUAGGAUUUUCCUAUGGAGAUCUACAUUAGAUCAAAUGCUGGCAAGACAAUUUCUCUUCUACCUUUGUAAGUAUUGAUAUUAAAAAAAAAUAAAGGAUGUAACCUACAACUGAAUAGUUAUUCUAAUGCAAGGAUCACAAAUUCAUAUUUUAGUAAAAACAGCUUUUACAAUUUGAUACUCUUCCAAAAGCUUUAACUUUGCAUUGGCUACUAAUGCAACAUCCAUACACACUGCUCAUGUCAGUCAGGGGGUUACACGCUAUAUAGCUUUUGGUCAAAUAAAUGCCUUUUGUAAUCUGUGAAGAUACUCAAAUUUAGUAGCACCUAUUUAGAAUGUAUGCAGUUUAGUGAGCUAACUUCUAUGGUCAUUCUGAGAUGUAUCAUUGUGUUACCAAAAUACUAAAUAAAAUUAUUCUUACACUGCCA
Pipra filicauda (Wire-tailed manakin) is the source of this 4587-nucleotide messenger RNA. RefSeq names its product cytochrome P450 1B1. Gene Ontology annotation, molecular function: steroid 17-alpha-monooxygenase activity; iron ion binding; heme binding. The transcript has 3 exons. Bases 678 to 2306 code for a protein of 542 amino acids. The record is from RefSeq and is a predicted model, not a curated record. Gene Ontology annotation, biological process: progesterone metabolic process; hormone biosynthetic process. NCBI's taxonomy places the organism in Eukaryota, Metazoa, Chordata, Aves, Passeriformes, Pipridae.